AUGGCGCUGGACAACACUUCAUUUGACUUAACCAGUCACCUCAAACAGCUCUAUGCUGCCUAUCGACACACCAAAGAUAUAAGCCUGAAAGGCAAUUUCUUUUCUCCUACAUGCUCCCAGGUGUGCCGGCCAAAGCCAUCAUUCGCAGCGCGCAAUAGAGAGACCAUUGUGGGAUAUCUCCAUGCGUCCGCAGACAAAGGCACUAGCCUUUCGUCAUCAAGUACUGAAGUAGGAGACAAACCGUCGAAGAAGGGUUACUACACGAUUCGACCGCUGCGAGAAGAUGAGUUCGAGUUUGGGACUGAUGAGCACGUUGCGCCAGCUGGCUUUGCAACAGUAGGUGAGCUGAAGCAAAAGGCAAAAGCCGAGGGGUGGGUGGGCAUGAGAGUUGAUCUGUGGGAUGAAGAGGAGGGAAAAGAGGGUUUCGAAGGGACUCUAUUAGUCAAGGUGCAGUAUUGGUGGAGGAAAGAGGAAGAUGGCUGGAUCCAGAUUCUGCACGAUAUCAUGUACCUGGGGCCGAGAGAUGGGACCGAGGGCAGUGAGGGGGAGGUGCUUGAGUGA
Messenger RNA from Trichoderma virens Gv29-8, 561 nucleotides. RefSeq lists its product as uncharacterized. The transcript has a single exon. The coding region runs from base 1 to 561 and encodes 186 amino acids. Lineage: Eukaryota; Fungi; Ascomycota; Sordariomycetes; Hypocreales; Hypocreaceae. The record is from RefSeq and is a predicted model, not a curated record.